AUGUCCACUCAGAACCACCCUCUUGCAUCGACUCCCUUAUGGUCGUCUUAUAUGCCAAUUCAAGUUGCAUUCCCGCUAUAUCCGCAUAUAUUGGGCUUUGGUAUUGCUAUGAGUGAAGAUCCUGGCGUCCAGUUCAUGGGCGCCAGGUCCAAGCCAACUCAGCGUCACAUGUCAGAAGAAUCUAGUGAAGGGGGGCAAUCGUCCUGGCACCAUCACUUUCAUCCGCCGCGCCUGGAAAUGUCAAGGUCUCGGCCUGCCCGAUUGCCACCCAUAAGAACCCCUCGAGACGGCUUUGACUAUCGACGACCCGCCCAGACCAGAGCUCAGGAUGACGAUGUGAUUGAUUUGACGAACGAACCCGAGACUCCUCCACAACGAACUCAGCAUCGCAACGAUAACCGUCUCUCACACUCCUCGCGACUCCCGCGCUUUGGAAGGAAUAUCAUGGCCGAGGCAGAUAUCGUCGAUCUGGAAGACGAGCCGGACAACGCUGGAGAAGGACCUUCCAGUAGCCCAGAGGUUCAGUUUGUCCGGGCCACAGUACGCCAACAACCACCACCUCGAAGAUGGGACCCUGGCAGCUUGCUCCCGACCAACUUCCCGUUAACUCGCAGUCGAAGACCAGAUGAGACAUCACGAUGGCCAUCUCUUCCAAGACUUCCGAGACCUCACAAUAUUACAGCUAGCCAGAUAGACGCACUAUUCCUCGGCUCUAGAGACUCCAUUCCCAGCAUGAGCUCCCCAGGAGUUUUCCUUGACUACGCCCUUUCCUCAUUCUCUAUGGAGCCAGCCCCAGGACGACAAGAAGAGAGACGCCGACGUGAUGCCUACAAACCACCUAGCCCAGCCCCGGAAGGGUUUUCACGCACAUUAGGUGAAGAAGACGUUGCAAUUUGCCCUAACUGUGAGUGGGAGUUAGGAACGGGGGAGGGAAAGAAGCAGGAGAUUUGGGUUGCGAAGCAGUGUGGUCACGUCUACUGCGGUGAAUGUGCAGAGAACAGAUCUCUCUCCAAAGCCAAAAAGGCACAAGCAGCUCCCAAAACCAAGCCUUUCUCCAAGUGCCAGGUUGAGGGCUGCGGUAAGCCAGUGAGCGCACCGACAGCCAUGCUUCAUCUUUACCUAUGAUGCCUUUCCAUGACGUCCCAGUUUUUUCAUUUGCAUGACGGGUGGUGUUUUUUGGUUGCCUCUUCAUUAUUCCUUUUUCUUGUCGAUACCCAACUUGCAUGGAAAUACGGGGCGUUGAUUCUCUAACCUCUCGUUUUACUGAUUGUCCUUAUUUACGAUCUCCGAAUUAUUUUCUGCAUCGCCACUUGUAGUCCUUUCCUUUUGAAUUCAAAUCUUCCAUGGGUA
Molecule: messenger RNA, 1350 nt
Organism: Penicillium brasilianum
Lineage: Eukaryota; Fungi; Ascomycota; Eurotiomycetes; Eurotiales; Aspergillaceae
Source: the annotation of a GenBank genome assembly